AUGUCAGCUGGAACCACAGCACCCAACGCCCAAGAUGGCUUAUCACCUGUACAAGGCAACGGUACCAACGAUUUCUCAAGAUCACCCACGUUCGUAUCUGACGAGGAUGUUGAAACCUCCCCAAGAACUCUCGACGCCAAUGCAACUCUGACCGACCUGACUGCUGCAAAUGGGAUCAACAAGGAAAAAGCGCUGUCCACGGACGGAGUGGACGACGAACACCUACCGGCACAGUCGACGAUGGGAAAGGUUGAAUCGGACAUGGAAAAGGCCGGUACAGCUCAUCCACAUCACCACAAAAACGCCUUAGCCUCAUUGAAUCCAAAGAGAAAAGGCGUGUUGUUGCUCUGUUUCUGUCUUUCGAUGUUUAUAGAUGCUGCUGGUGUCAGUGCCACCUUUUUAAUGACGGCCCCCAUCGCUGAAGACCUCGGAGUGAAGACUGGAGAUCAAGCUUGGAUUUUGGGGACUUAUUCUCUCGCAUUCGCUGCCACGCUGCUCUUCGCUGGUCGACUUGCCGAUCUGUACCCUCCCCAUAGGGUCUACACCAUCGGUUUCAUCGGUAUUGCCAUCUUCUACCUGAUCAUCUCGUUCAUGGAAAACCAAUAUGCCUUCUUUGUGCUCCGAGCGUUCUCAGGUCUAUUGGCGGUGUUGACCAUCCCAAGUUCAAUCAAUAUGAUCAUCCAAAUGUACCCCGAUCCUGCUGAACAAGCUAAGAAGCUCGCUCUUUUCGGUAUGGCUGGUGCUUUGGCCAACACCAUCGCUUUGGUUCUCGCUGGUAUAUUCCUUCUUGCUAACUGGAGAUGGUACUUCCGAUUCAUCACGAUCAUUAUCGCUCCAUUCGCCGUCUUGGCGUGGUUCCUCAUGCCUCGAACCGAAGCAGUUGCCGAAGACUUACCCGGUGCCGCCAAGCUCAAACGAAUGGAUCUUGGUGGUGUACUGAUCCUUAUCGCAUGUUUGGUCUUGUUCAUCCUCGGUUUCACCCAAGCAGCGGUAGACGGAUGGGAUGCGCCAAUCUUCUACGUUCCAUUGGUCGUCUCUGUCAUUCUCCUUGGUGUAUUUUUAGUUUGGGAGAGAUUCAUGCCUAGAGGUUACUCUUUAUUACCUCACGACAUGUGGCGAUACCCCAACAUCUUCCCUUUGAUCCUUCAAGCAUCAGCUAUUUUCAUGUGGUUCGCCUGUGCCCAACUUCGGAUUGCCACCUACUUCCAAGAAGCAUUACACAAUUCUGCCAUUCUCACUGCUGUCAAACUUCUUCCUAUGGGUAUAACCGCAUUGUUCGUGGGUACAUCCACUCAAGCUUUGCCAUGGUUAAUCACCAAACCUCGAUUCGUCCAACCUGUCGCUUCCGCGUUAUGUUUCGCCGGAUCGAUGCUCUUCGCUUUCAGUAAAGGUGGCUCAGGAAAAGAUUACUGGAGAUUCAUGUUCCCAGGUCAGAUCAUCGGUACUGCUGGUGGUAUGAUUGUUUUCAUCGGUAUGAACACUUCGAUCAUCCAAGCUUUCCCUCUUGAAUUCGCUGGUGUCGGAGGUUCCUUCGCCAACAUCAUCUUCCAAGUUGGAGGAGUGAUCGGUAUCUCGGUUCAAGCAGGCUUGAUCAAUACCGGUAAUGGUACUAUUGAAGAUUGGACUGGAUCUAAAAACUCUUACUUCUUCACUGGAGCCUACAUCCUAUUCACGGGUGUAGUCUUUGUGGCAUGGUAUAGGCAGAGUAAGAUGCCCAAGUACGAAGGGCCGGUAGUAGCUGCUUAG
This is a messenger RNA of Kwoniella botswanensis, 1746 nucleotides long. RefSeq lists its product as uncharacterized. Gene Ontology annotation, molecular function: transmembrane transporter activity. Lineage: Eukaryota; Fungi; Basidiomycota; Tremellomycetes; Tremellales; Cryptococcaceae. Gene Ontology annotation, cellular component: membrane. The record is from RefSeq and is a predicted model, not a curated record. The transcript has 7 exons. Gene Ontology annotation, biological process: transmembrane transport. The coding region runs from base 1 to 1746 and encodes 581 amino acids.